Daphnia pulicaria is the source of this 1630-nucleotide messenger RNA. RefSeq lists its product as uncharacterized. The record is from RefSeq and is a predicted model, not a curated record. Bases 487 to 1473 code for a protein of 328 amino acids. Lineage: Eukaryota; Metazoa; Arthropoda; Branchiopoda; Diplostraca; Daphniidae. The transcript is spliced from 5 exons.
UCACCACCUUAUAUGCAAUUCACAAAGCUUGGAAUCGGAAAUCCCAAACAGGCAAACAAAGCAGAAGAAACAGGCAAAAAAUGUGUCGGCACACGCAAAACUGAAUAAGAAUUUCCCAGCAUUUGUGUUCCAGUAGGCCUAUCACGUCAGCAUAUUCACAGUCGGGGGAUUUCGCGUUUUUAGGGUUUUAGCGCACCUUCAGCACACCUUACGGGCUAACGUGCUCUUAGUUUUUGCGAUCAUUGUUUGUUACAGCAUUUCACCAUUUUUUCAGUUUACUUUUCUACUAGAUCCGAUCGCGCUUACAAAUUUAAUAGCGAUCGAAAAAUAAUCGAGUGUCACCGCCCCUUUACUGAUAAUCUGUUAGUAUGGGAUCGUCUUUUUUAAAAUAUCAAAUGAAGAAGCUUGAUAGCUGCCAGUAUUCUUAUACUAUCUUAGUGACUGCUGAGCGGUGAAGUGAGAUAAGCUAAGACGAUUGUUACAAACAUGCAAAAGACUGCUUCUUUCGCGUGGUUUUGUUUAAUGGUUUUUGCUGCCUCGCAUCAGUUUCCUCUUGCCAAUGCCAGCAAUGGAAAACAGUGUUGGAGAGAUUCAGACUGCUCUCCAACUACUUACUGUUUGAACGGAUAUUGCGAUGGAGACUGCGUUGUAUGUGACAUCUUUCAACGAGAGGAAUCUGCUAGCGGUUGUGCCAAACAACUGAUCAACUGUGGCUCAUGUCGUCCAGGAACCCAAGAAGAAGAUCUGGUAGGAGGGGGCAAAUCUGAUCGUUGCAAACCAAUUGGAACUGGCCAUUCAGAUUCACCUCCUGCAAUCGAGGCUUAUGCCAACUUAUCACACUGGAGAGACUGGGCGAUAAUGGUUCUGUCUUUUGCUGGGAUUGUGACCAUAAUAGUUGUUUACAUUUUUUUUCGGCACCGAGUACAACUACCAACAUUUUUUCGCCGUGGAAAGCCAACGCCGACAGCAACAGCCCCUACUUUGUGGGAUCUAAACGAAGUAGAGGGGUUUGUUGAGAACCAUAUCAGCAGCAGCCUUCCCUUAGUCAACCUUAACUUGACUCCGACAACCGGAUACUCGGAAUCGGAAAAUCACGUCCAGGCCCAGCCCUUUAACGCCAUCUCUGAUAAUAUGUCAGAGGAUUUGGACGAUUUUACUGACGCGUCAUUUUCAAAUAGGCAAUUGGAUCCAAGAGAAUCAUUGAACCACAAUGAUAUUUCAGGGACAAAUCAAGAUGUUUAUAUCGAUCUUUCUAUAUACCGGAACGCUGAAUUCAGCAGUAUCAGUAAUCAAGAUGCGUCAGGAAACGAAACCCAUCGGCUAUCCCUUCCCUUCAUUUCAGUUCAUUCUGAGUCUUCUAAUGAUUAUGCUUCCGAUAGCAAUAUCGAAGUUUUUGAAGACGAAGAUGAGGGAAGCGUUGUUGUCUCUGGCUUACUUUGUGUUAGAAAGACACCGCAGCAACCACGAAAUUAGUGAUAGUAUAGGUAUAAUUCGUCGAAUGGUUAUAAUAUCCCAAUCGAUGAAUGGGUUGAAUUUACAAUGCAAUCCAGAAAUAUUAUUAUCCUAAAAAUGUACACUUAUAAUUAAUAUUUACUCCUGGAAUAACCACUUCAUAACAUAACAAGCUCAA